GGAAUCAGUUUUGCCCACCCAGCGUACAUCAGAUCUGUGAUAAGGGGUGGAAUUCACUCAAGAAAUCUUGAACCAAAGAAUAGGACUGCCCUACAUUUGGCCUGUGCCACUGGCCAACCGAAAAUGGUAUUUCUCCUGGUGUCUGGAAGAUGUGAGCUUAACCUCUGCGACCGUGAAGGCAGGACGCCUCUGAUCAAGUCUAAUACUGACAGGCUGUGCAACUGAGGCAGGAGGCUUGUGCAACUGAGGCAGGAGGCUUGUGCAACCAUUCUGCUGCAAAAUGGCGCUGAUCCAAAUAUUAUGGAUGUCUUUGGAAGGACUGCUCUACACUAUGCUGUGUAUAAUGAAGAUACAUCCAUGAUAGAAAAACUUCUUUUAUAUGGUACAAAUAUUGAAGAAUGCAGCAAGUAUAAAUAUCCACCACUGUUACUCGCCGUGAGUAAAAGAAAACUGAAAAUGGUGGAAGUUUUAUUGAAGAAAAAUGCAAAUAUAAAUGCAAUUGAUUAUCUUAGCAGAUCAGCCCUCAUACUUGCUGUUACUCUUGGAGAAAAAGAUAUAGUCAUUCUUCUGCAGCACAAUAUUGAUGUGUUUUCUCGAGAUGCGUAUGGAAAGACUGCAGAAGAUUAUGCCAUUGAGGCUGAGAAUAGAGUCAUUUUCGAAUUAAUUUCUGAAUACAAAAGAAAGAAAUAUGAAGAGCUUUCUAUAAAUAGCAAUCCAGAAUCUUCUGAGCGACCUCCUUUAUGCACGCUUACCCUGAAAGAAGCAGAUCCCAGUUCAAAAGUAGCCAUAAGAAGGAAGGGUUCACCACCUCCAGGAAAAGUGUCUUCUCAGAAAUAACCAGCUGAGAAGGCUACCAGUGACGAGAAAGAUUCUGUUUCGAAUAUAGCCACAGAAAUGAAGGAGGAACCAAUAUUUGGGACGGGUAAUUUUGCAAAACACAUCUAAUGUCAUGUUCAAUCAAGAUAGAAGAGAACUUCCCUUCCCCAAAUAAAUCAGUGGGGAGUUCGUCUAAGCUGCAUGUUCUGAUUCAGUACGCCUGAGAUUCUUCAUUUGUAGUGAGUUCUCAGGUGACCCUGAUGCUGCUGGUCCUUGGCCAUGAUCUGAGUAGUAAGAUUAUAGACUUCCCCACAUUGAAAUUGGGAAGAAGAACCAUUGCAGAGCAGUUCAACACAUACCAGGCUAAGGGAAAAGCAUAAUUUUGCUUUAAUUUUACAGCAUGUUUCCAUCAAGAGGGGAAA
Molecule: messenger RNA, 1238 nt
Organism: Nomascus leucogenys (northern white-cheeked gibbon)
Lineage: Eukaryota; Metazoa; Chordata; Mammalia; Primates; Hylobatidae
Product: ankyrin repeat domain-containing protein 36B-like
Exons: 10
Coding region: 301-837 (178 amino acids)
Molecular function (GO): protein binding
Source: RefSeq, a predicted model, not a curated record